Molecule: messenger RNA, 1644 nt
Organism: Trichobilharzia szidati
Lineage: Eukaryota; Metazoa; Platyhelminthes; Trematoda; Strigeidida; Schistosomatidae
Source: the annotation of a GenBank genome assembly
AUGGAUGAUAAAAAAGCCUUUUUCACAAUCCCACUUGGAUCAAAUAAUAGUGCAGAUUCUACACCACCGCCAUCACAUACACCAUGUUUAGGCGGUAAGCGUAUGGCACAAACACUGUUGAAUAAGCACGCAAAUUUUAUUCCCAGUUAUGUUGGGAUUAAUUUCGACACGGUGAAUAGACAAUUUCCACCGAUUGAAUGUAAUACAGGAUGUAAUGUUGGAUGUAAUCUGUCUAAUCUAGAAGGGACUAAGUUAAAUCCUACACAUUGUGCUCAAUUAAGUGUAGGCAUUAAUGAACAGGCUGUCAAGUUGAGAUUACGUUCUGAAGUGCCUCAUUUAACAAGGAAAGAUAUUACAAAAUUACGACUACCAUUUUAUGAAAUACUUUGUUAUGAACUACUCCAACAUGGAUAUCAUUAUGCCUUUACUGAAUUAUUCAAUCUGUAUCAACGUCAAAUUGAAGAAAGACAAAAAGCUGGUCCUGAAUCUACUUUAUGGUUUAUUCCACCGUUAUCUGAACAACCGGAAAAGUUACGUUUAAUAGCUGAAUACUUAGUUAUUGGAGAAGCUGCAUCAAGGCGUGUAGAUGAUUAUACAGAAUGUAAUGCUUAUAUGAUGUUAGGCUUAGCACUACGUGAUAAUCCUGAUGAUUUAUGGGUUGCAGAAUACUUCUUACGACAUGCACUGUCUGUAGCUGAAAGGAUACAUAAUGAUGAUGGUUUGAAGUUGGCAAAAGCUAAUCAAUAUUAUGGUUUGAUAUUGCAAAGUCAGGGUGAAUAUGCUAAAGCUUUGAAUUGUUUUCAACAAUUCUAUAAUUUAACAAUGAAUAAACAAUGGACAGAUGAUAAUGGUGAAUUACUCAAAAAAUUAGCCACUAACUAUUUAGUUCAAAAUUAUCAUCAUUUAAUUGAUAAUUGUGAUCCUGCUUAUUAUUCUGAUCGAGUGAAUUAUUGUAAAAGUGCUUUAGAUGUGGCUAUACAAAGUAAAGAUUGGUUACUUGAGGCAGAAACACGCCUCAAAAUGGGUAAAUUACAAGAAGAUGCUAAACGUUAUGAUGAUGCUAUUCAGUACUAUCUUGAAUAUUUUGAAGCAGCUAAUCAACACGAUGAUCAUAUCAGUCUUGGAAAAGCUUGUGAGGCUUUAGCAGAUAUAUACCAGAAACGAAAUCAGAUGAAAGAGGCAAUUCUUUAUUUGCAUAAAUUUGCAACUCUUUGUGAACGACAUGGUCAAUGGGCUGAAUUAAGCAGAGCAUGUCAACUUUUAGGCACAGCAUAUGAUUCAGUUGGUGAAUAUGCUUGUGCAUUAAAAUGGAUGAAGAAGGCGUAUAAUCUUCCGAAUAUGAUUCCUAGUUUAAAACAGAAUAAAAGUGAGAUGACUAUGGAGUCUGCACGUAUUAUGCUUGGUGUGUCAAGAGCUCAUCUUAUGAAUAGAAUGUUUGUCACUGCUAUCAUAAAUAAUACACCAAACACGAUAUUAAAAUUAUGUCAAUGGAAAGCAGAUCCAAAAGAUGAAAGUGAAUUAUUUGCAUCAGAAGAUUGUCAGGUUUUAAGUAAACGACUUGUCGGUAAAAAACCUUAUCGUGAUGUAAUAGUCUAUUCAAAGAAUCCAGUGAGUGGAUUCAAUGAUAACCAAAUGAAUCAAUAA